Esox lucius (northern pike) is the source of this 3430-nucleotide messenger RNA. RefSeq names its product v-Ki-ras2 Kirsten rat sarcoma viral oncogene homolog (gene kras). The coding region runs from base 265 to 831 and encodes 188 amino acids. Gene Ontology annotation, molecular function: GTP binding; GTPase activity; GDP binding. The transcript has 5 exons. Gene Ontology annotation, cellular component: plasma membrane. Gene Ontology annotation, biological process: Ras protein signal transduction. The record is from RefSeq and is a predicted model, not a curated record. NCBI's taxonomy places the organism in Eukaryota, Metazoa, Chordata, Actinopteri, Esociformes, Esocidae.
GGUAUCCGCCCAUAUACGCGUUAAGGCCAACCUCAGCUGAAUCGAGAUUCGAGAGUAGCAGGCCAAAGGCUGGAUCAAAUGGAAGGUUCAAUCGAUUAAUUUCCUUACUUUCGUCUGCUUUUUCAAAGACGUUAAAUAUACACACAUGCGGCCGUUUCAAUGUGAAGUAGGAAAUGCAGAAAUCGUGUGAAAAAGGAGAAUUAUCUGCUUGACUUGAUAUUUGGUCGCUACUUCGGACGCGGAACUCCACGCUAAAGGUGAACAAUGACAGAAUACAAGCUGGUGGUGGUGGGAGCAGGAGGCGUGGGCAAGAGUGCACUCACCAUCCAGCUCAUCCAGAACCACUUUGUGGAUGAAUAUGACCCCACCAUUGAGGACUCGUACAGGAAGCAGGUGGUGAUUGACGGGGAGACGUGUCUUCUGGACAUCCUGGACACUGCAGGUCAGGAGGAGUACAGCGCCAUGAGGGACCAGUACAUGAGGACAGGAGAGGGCUUCCUCUGUGUCUUUGCCAUCAACAACACCAAAUCCUUUGAGGACAUCCACCACUAUAGAGAGCAGAUUAAGCGUGUGAAAGACUCUGAGGAUGUACCCAUGGUGCUGGUGGGGAACAAGUGUGACCUGCCGUCCCGGACAGUGGACACCAAGCAGGCUCAGGACUUAGCACGCAGCUAUGGUAUCCCAUUCAUCGAGACCUCAGCCAAAACCAGACAGGGUGUUGAUGAUGCCUUUUAUACAUUAGUGCGGGAAAUCCGAAAACACAAGGAGAAGAUGAGCAAGGAGGGCAAGAAGAAGAAAAAGAAGUCCAAGACAAAGUGUAUACUCAUGUGAAUAUUGAAUCCCCCCCUUUUCAAGAUAUAAAAAAAGGAAAAAUGUGUUAAAACAGUUAAUGUAAUACAUUUUUGUACAUUACACUAAAUUAUUAGCCUCUAUCUUAGCACCCACAAUAUCGAAUAUGGAAACUAAACCUCUUUUUAGCUGCCUUUUUCUGUUGUUUUGCUAUCUUGAAACCAAUAAGCUUGCUAUUUUUUAACUAUUUUACUUUCUGUUUAGUGCCAGUUGCCCAGAAGUGUUGGUACAAUAUGUUGCUUUUCAAUUUAGGAGCGGUACACAGUAAAACAAAAUUAUUUUAUUAAACAUGCAAGUUCACAAAUUUCUGGACAUUUUGGACAAUAGAAAAAGCAAGCCUAAAAUUGUUGUCCCUCUGCUGGUAGAGCUUGAGUUGCUCUUAACAGUUUGGGGUGCCAAAGCGUUCAAGUCCAUCUCAUUCCAUUGGACAGCUGGGAGACAUGUCCAACACCUUGAUUGGGGGAAAUUCCUAAUGUUCCGGCCACUGUGUAAUAAUGCUUAGACACCUAUGAUAUGAAUAACUAAUGUCAUGCAGUACUUGAAGCAUGCAUGUGAACUUUCUGCUGUAUCUACUUAAAAAUGUCCUGGUUACCCUUUUAAUUUACUAGUAAUUUGUUGAUUGUUUUUUUGUAAUUUGUGGGUAGUUUCCGGCCUACAAGAGAAACUUCCCUUUUUGCAUGCCAUGUGUUCUUACUAGUCAAUGGGAAUGGCACAGUAAUACUAAAUACUAUAUGAUACUGAUACAGCCUCUUAGGCCCGGAAUGCAAAAUCUGUGUCUAGUUUGGCCACAUUAUUAUUAUUAUUAUAAUAAUUUUUUUGCGUUUCGGGUUUCUUUUCCAUUUAUAUUCUCUACCCGAUCUGAUCUUUUGGGUAUAAACCAGUUGUAGCUGGUGGAAAUCUUUUGUGACAACUGUUCGAAGUGGCAAGUGUGAAUCAAAAUAGAUUUUUAUAUAAAGGAAGGUAUCAGCAUAGCUUCUGUCAGCAGUGUUGAAUGGGCGUGACACUGCAUGUUGCUUAAGUCAAUGCCUUGUCAUAAGCCAGUGUGUCUGUUUUAUGAUUCAAUUUGAUAAUCCCUGGUCAUUCCAAAUGUUCUAAAAAAUUUGUUGAUUGUUCUUGAAGACCUUGUUUGAGCUUUGAACUUCCCCUCGUAUCCUCAGGAUUGUGGUUUUCAAAAACAGACCUUUCCAAUUAAAAGGAUAAUUGACCUAAGUAACCCAUUGUACCUCAUCUUAUAUAUUGAAUUAGAGAUUUUGACUUUUUCUAUUGCAUUGAAAUUGUUGUAUGAAAAACAAGUUGCAUGCUGCAAUCAAAACGAAACUUUUAAAUCAAGUUGUCUAAUGAUGUGGAUGUAUUAUUCAGGUGAACUGAUGUCUUAUGGAAUAGAUAUUUAAAACGCCCAACAGAUCUGAACAGAAUAUGCCUUGCACAUUUCCCCAAGCCUUUGUUUUGUACGUAUUGCUGCCAUAAACUUAUUCACCUGUUUCUAGAUUGGCAAGCUUUGGCAAAGCAUCUUAAAAGCAUCUUUUAUUUUUUUGAAUUCGUUUUUUGCUACUUCAAUAGAUGCGACUCCAUAGCAAUGGACAUGGGGUGUUAAAAAUGUGUUGCUCAUUUUUCUCUAAGAGUUUGAUUUAUUUUGUUUGUUAGCACUUGGGUGGAAAGGUGUUAAAUGGGUUUUGCUGGGCUGUCUUUCAAGGGAAUUCAUUGGUCCAGUCAAAUUUUUAGCUCUCAGAAGCUGCUUUUUUGCGAUGUGACUGGAACAGAUGUCUGUUAAUGAGGCAAUAAUUUGCCAUUACAUUUGGGUUUUUUUAGAGAGAAAAAAAUAAAUUUAUAAAAACAUGGUUGCUUUUCAGGGUCAACAUGUAUUCCACAACCUUAUUACCAGGUUUUUACCUUUCGGUAGUCUUACACUUUAAUUUUUUUGCAUCCGGUGCUUCAGUCGGAUGGUAAUGAGACACCAGUGAGCCGAGACUGAAUUUAGGAUUCUCUGUAAUGUCUUUCCAAGAGCUACCAACUCUGCUGUUCAACCAGAUUAUGAUUCUGAAGAGAUGCAUAAUACAAUACAUAUUGUUUGGUUACAAUUGAUGCUUUCUUACCCACGUGUGUCUUACCUCCCUUUUGUUCUUAAAGUAAGAUAUUAACUGUUAAUGCAUUUCUGAUUAUGGAAUUUCAUUUGUUAACAAUACUGUAUCAAAGUCAUUCUUCAGGAAUGUUCCAUCUCCUUUUUUGUGUGCCAACGGCUGAUUUCUGAAGAAAAAUCAUUUAUACCUGGAUCGUAUUUUAACAACCUUUGUAUAGUUGUGAUACUGAAAGGUGCAUAUUUUGUAAAUUGUGCUUCAUUUUGUUAGUGUGUCUAAAUGAAUGUUGCUUUAUUGGAGUUUUCAAUACUCUGUGUAUGAUGGGACUCAGGAGAGUGACUGGGUCCAGGUCUAGAGGAGUGAAUGAAUCACCAGUGUUAGACACUUCCUAGGAGAGCUCUUCUUGGGCAGUGUGUAGUGGUGAUCAGCUCUCAAAUCUGUCUAUUUUUUUGCCAUGAAUCUCACCACUCCUAUUUAAUGUGUAAUAAAGACAAAAAAUAAAGAUA